Messenger RNA from Cynara cardunculus var. scolymus (artichoke), 1527 nucleotides. Its product is annotated as cell division protein FtsZ homolog 1, chloroplastic. Gene Ontology annotation, molecular function: GTP binding; GTPase activity. NCBI's taxonomy places the organism in Eukaryota, Viridiplantae, Streptophyta, Magnoliopsida, Asterales, Asteraceae. The transcript has 6 exons. The record is from RefSeq and is a predicted model, not a curated record. Gene Ontology annotation, biological process: cell division; microtubule-based process; chloroplast fission. Bases 92 to 1309 code for a protein of 405 amino acids. Gene Ontology annotation, cellular component: cytoplasm; microtubule; chloroplast.
UAUUGCAAUUUUGCAAUCGAAAGGGAGGGCAGCCAUACCCAUAGCCAUUCUUCCAAUCCAACUUCAGUCACUUUCUUUGGAAAUCGCAUUCAUGGCCACACACUUCUUGCUUCGACUCUCCCCCAACCUAACUCCUCCUUCCUCCUCCACCGCCCCUCCUCUUUCUCCCUUCUUCUUCAAAACAUGCCCUUCUCCUCGCCCCCCGCCGCGACGUCGCCCUUCCGCCGUUUCUUGUUCUUUUACCUCGAUGGAGUCUGCAAAGAUUAAGGUCGUCGGUGUCGGUGGCGGUGGCAACAAUGCUGUUAACCGAAUGAUUGGUAGCGGAUUGCAGGGUGUUGAUUUCUACGCCAUAAACACGGAUUCACAAGCCCUUCUGCAAUCUGUUGCAGAAAACCCAAUUCAGAUCGGAGAACUUUUGACUCGUGGACUUGGUACCGGCGGGAAUCCACUUUUAGGAGAACAGGCUGCAGAGGAAUCAAAAGAAGCCAUUGGUAAUGCUCUUAAAGGAUCAGAUCUUGUGUUCAUAACAGCAGGUAUGGGUGGUGGUACUGGUUCUGGUGCUGCUCCAGUUGUAGCCCAGAUAGCAAAAGAAGCCGGAUAUUUGACCGUUGGUGUCGUAACUUAUCCAUUCAGCUUUGAAGGACGCAAAAGAUCAGUGCAGGCUUUGGAGGCUAUUGAGAAGCUGCAAAAGAAUGUUGACACACUUAUCGUGAUCCCGAAUGACCGUUUAUUGGAUAUUGCUGAUGAGCAGACACCGCUUCAGGAUGCUUUUCUUCUUGCUGAUGAUGUACUCCGCCAAGGAGUUCAAGGGAUUUCAGAUAUAAUUACGAUACCUGGGCUGGUAAACGUGGACUUUGCGGAUGUUAAAGCAGUGAUGAAAGAUUCUGGAACCGCAAUGCUCGGUGUGGGAGUUUCGUCCAGCAAAAACCGAGCUGAAGAAGCAGCGGAACAAGCAACUCUUGCUCCUUUAAUUGGAUCGUCGAUCAAAUCCGCUACUGGAGUUGUUUAUAAUAUUACUGGAGGGAAAGACAUAACUCUGCAAGAAGUCAAUAGGGUCUCUCAGGUGGUAACAAGUCUGGCAGAUCCAUCAGCAAACAUUAUAUUCGGGGCAGUGGUCGACGAGAGAUACAACGGUGAGAUUCAUGUCACAAUUGUUGCUACAGGAUUUGCACAAUCGUUUCAGAAAUCUCUUCUGGCCGACCCAAAAGGAGCAAAACUUGUUGAUAGAAAUCAAGAAACCGCACAGCCUUCGAUUCCCGUGACCACGUCCUCUCCAUCUCCCUCUCGUUCUAGGAAACUUUUCUUUUAAGCGGAUCAUCGUAUCACGCUCUAGGAAACUCUUCGUUUUACCAGCUUCCCAAGAAAAUGAAGUUUGCUAUUAUGUUACGGCUUUUUUCCGUUUUCCUUUUCACGUUCAGUAAUUGUUGCAGAAACCCGAUGGUUAGUACCAUGACGAGCAGAGAUCGAUUUUUUUUAGAUGUAUAAAAAGAAUGUCGACUAGAAUCAACUAGUGAAAGCUUCAUUUUG